This is a messenger RNA of Lytechinus variegatus (green sea urchin), 5669 nucleotides long. RefSeq names its product SPRY domain-containing SOCS box protein 4-like. The transcript has 3 exons. The coding region runs from base 625 to 1494 and encodes 289 amino acids. Gene Ontology annotation, cellular component: SCF ubiquitin ligase complex. Gene Ontology annotation, molecular function: protein binding. Lineage: Eukaryota; Metazoa; Echinodermata; Echinoidea; Temnopleuroida; Toxopneustidae. The record is from RefSeq and is a predicted model, not a curated record. Gene Ontology annotation, biological process: proteasome-mediated ubiquitin-dependent protein catabolic process.
CAGAAAGAACCCGGCCUUGUGACAUCAUCAGCCCUGAGUCUCUCUAUCUCUCUCUCUGUGAGGUCACACACAGGAAUCUCUUUUUUUCUUUAUCCUUCAGCAGUCUGUAUAAAACCUGAUGCCAGCCAAGCAACUUAUUCAGACUACCAAGUGAAUUCUUACAUGGAAACUACCCCCUUUAUGCUGCAGAGCUUUUCAUUUUUUUGUUGUUGUGCAUCAAAUAUUUUCAGUGUGUGUGUGUUUUGCCGGUAACAGCUGAUACGAGCAGAGCAUCACAAAUUCUCUUUGUUUCCAACUGCUGCAUACCUACCAAUUCGGAUUGCUACAUCUUUGUGAAUACUCUUAAUUUGGAUAUAAGCCUGUAUUUUUUUUAUUCUCCAUCCUUUAAUUUAUUGACUCAGCGCGUAGCAAGGAUUUAAAUGAGUGGGGCACAGACAGACGCAGGAUUCUAGGGAUUUAAACCUGACACAUGAGAAGCUAGAGGAUCGCUGCUGAACAGUGAGCUGUCGCUGUCGUUGCGGGUACCAUCUGCUGUCGGCACAGCUGCAGUGCCUCUCUUCGGCCAGGGAUUUUCUCUUUUUUAGUUCGGAGGUUUUGACGAAUCGUGGCAGAGACGGCGGUCUGAUGCGCCAGGUAACCAGCACGGCGGGAAAUUGCAUGAGUCGGUCGUUGGUCAUGGGGCAGAAAGUGUCCGGGGGCAUGAAGCAGGUCGCGAGGGAACCCAACUUCAAGUCGCUGCAUCGCGAGCUGACCUACAGCGGCGAUCUACAGAAGCCAAACAGAUUGGACAUGUUGCUGGACAUGCCCGCUGCUGACAAGGACACGCAGCAGAAGUUCGCAUGGAACGAGGAAGAUAGAUCAUUGAAUAUAUUCGUGAAGGAGGACGACCCGCUGACUUUCCACAGACACCCUGUUGCGCAGAGCACGGACUGUAUACGCGGGAAGGUUGGUUUCUCGCGGGGACUGCACGUUUUUGAAGUCACAUGGAACUCUAGGCAGAGGGGAACGCACGCCGUGGUCGGUUUCGCCACCGCCAACGCACCCCUUCACUGUGUCGGUUACCAAUCGCUGGUCGGGAGUAACUCGGAAUCAUGGGGCUGGGACUUGGGACGAAAGAAGCUCUUUCACGACUCUAAGCACAAAACAGGACACCAAUACCCACUCGCAGGACAUUCGGAAAACUUCAAUGUACCAGAUACCUUUCAAAUGAUCCUUGAUAUGGACGAAGGAACCCUUAGUUUUUCUGCCAAUGAUCAGUUUCUUGGGAUUGCAUUCCGUGGACUCAAGGGAAAGAAACUCUUCCCAAUUGUCAGUGCCGUUUGGGGACAUUGUGAAAUCACACUCAAAUAUUUUGGAGGACUAGAACCCUCACCUCUUCCACUUCAGGAUCUGUGCAGGCGCUGUGUCCGUGUAUCAGUCGGCAAAGAGCAACUGGAAAACGUCUAUCAACUGCCCCUACCUAACAUGGUGAAACGCUACCUCCUCUUUCAGUGAACAAACACAGACUGACUAGAAAACAACUCUAAAAUCAGAUCCAAUCCGUCCUGGGUGACUUCUCUGUGUUUUUACGAAAGAAAUCAUAGCUGAAAAGUUGAUUGUUUUUUUUAAAUAACACGGUUGAUGUUGACCAAAUUUUGUGUAAGCUCCUUGAUGACAUCUCCAAGGGCGAGAAGACUCCACUAUUGCGAGAUGCCAAGAAGUGGCUUUCCGCGAAUGUAGGUGGACAAGUGCACGCAACUUAAAGGGACGUGUGUUCUAUGCGAGGAUAAUCGCUGCUUUUAUUUAUUACCUAGAGAACAACUGCCAUCUUGUGCCAAUCUGUGCCUCAUGAAGUUUGAUUCAGGGUCCGCAAACCAUGUCGAUGAACCACCGCUGUUCUUCCGUCACUCGUGACGUGCCCUCCCGCUGUCUGGUGCAGACAUGGGAUGGCUGUAUCCCUGUGAAGUUUGACAACUCUUGACUGUCCAACCUUGCUUACCUAGGACAAGGCAAUGCUGUAUCCCUGUGAUGUUGACAACUCACCGACAGUUCGACCUUGCGUAUCCUAGAACAGGAGAUCCUGCUGAUUGUCCACUCUGAAACCCUGUUGGACUACGACCGGUCACCAUGAAUCCUUGUCUCUCCAGUGGUUGCAGCAACGUUAAAUUGAUAAUCACUGAAAUAACUGUUUAAAGUGUACACCUAUGCUUAUACAUCCGACCGAAGCGUGACCUCAAUCACCAGGUCAGGAUGCUAGGAAGACAGUCUCUGCAUACAUAUAUCUUAUUCAUAUACCAGAACUGUCUGGAAUUUGUGUGAGAAGUCAGCAAUCAUCUAUGUAAACUUUUCUGUUGAAAUAUUAACUGGAUGUCUCAUUAAGAAGCCUUCAUUCGAAGUAAAGUGCUGAGAAAGUUAUCUGCAACUUGCUUAUGGACACUGCCCAAGAUUUUGGCAAUAUACAGUCCUCAACAAGUGUCCGUCUGUAGAGCUAUCUUUCUUUUCCUAGUUUGGUGAAGUGGCACAUUACAGAUCUCUUACAAACACUUUCCUAAUAGUUAUCCUUCUGGAAUGUGACAGGAAACCUGGUUAUGGUUUCCAUUUUAAAGAUGUAUAAAACAAAAGUGUGUGAUAAUAAUAUGUUGACUUAUUUGUAACUUCGAUAAAUGGCCCCACUCUUGAGGUCGCUUGGGUCAGCAAGUUUGUGACUGAAGAAACCAAACAUGGACAAGUUCGUUUGGCUUUCUACUUCUUGUCUAAUAGAGCAGUUAUGAAUUUUAACACUUGAUACUCUAUUAUGCUCAGAUGAAAUUUUCAAGCUUUUUACUUCCAAAUUAAUGAGAAGACCUUAUUUAAAUACCUCAAAUGAAUUGAUAUCGUGGAUUUUUAAAAAAAGUUUAUGAUCAAGUAUUCAAGGAAUUUUGUAAGAAAUGACCUGGAUGAACAAACAAAUCAAAUUUUCAUGAUAUGCAAUUUUCUCCUUUUUCCUGAAAAUUCCAUAAAUUUGAAGAUCAUGAAUUCCCAUAUUGAAUACAAUCUGCAUUAUGAAUUGAAAUGCUGCAAUUCUUUUACUUUUCAAUGUGCAACGUUAACAUAUACCUUUUCUUAUAAUGUAUUAAUAUUUUGUUUUCUUUGAUAAAAAAAAAACGAAGACUGGAAAUCAAUCAUUGAUGAUAAACUGUAGCUACAUAUACAUAUAGAUUCUGUCGCAUGCAGUAAUACAUGUAGUCCUUCUGUAAAUCAUUCAAAAUAUAUCUAUAUCGAUUAAGAACAGUACUUUAUGUAGGUAAAGUGAUGCAGGCAUGGUUGGUACAAAGAACGUGCCGAUAAUUUACUGACUGGCUAUUCCUGUAAAUAAGGACACAUUUCCAUAUUCAUGCCUUACUUUAUUAUACGAUGUGUGACUGACGAAUGUGCUGCAAAAGAACCGAAGAAUAUAUUCCGACACCUGCGUGAUUAUUCCAUGUUACCCCUGAAAACGUAGUCCUAGAGUAUUACACACAUGUAUAUCUCUCAUAUUCAAACAUUCACGUAUGAGUAUAAGUUUACCCUAAUCAUACAAAAAUAUCUUAAUUUUAAAUUAGUAUUAUGUGCCCUCCCCCCUUGAAAAAAUUCUCUACCGGAUCAUUUUCUUCCGGGAGUAAAUAGGAUUUUUUUUUAAGUAACCCCAAUAGGAAAACGUGCAAUGGCUUUAUGAUUGGGAAGGAAAUGUCUAGAUUCAUAUAUUUCAGUGCAGAAAUGGUUAGAGUUGAAUAAAUCAAGGUUAUCAAUGUUUGAGGAACAAUUGGCCUCUCUUUUGAAGUUUGCAAUAUUACAUUCAAACAACGGACCAUACUAAUCUCUUUCCUGAUACGUUUCUUUAGUGAUAGCAUGUGGACUUCGGAUGGUCCCCGAUUCCUUGUUGUUUUCCAAAUAUAUGUAGAGAGAAUUUAUCAAGUAAUAGGUUGCCCAAUAUGGUUUCUUUUGGUCAACAAAUUUUCUCUUUAAGGUAAUAUGCACAACCAUUCUGCCUUGGUUUGGCUACAUUGUCAGCCGCCACGAAUCUACUUGCAAUCCAACCUUUUAUACUAUUUUCUAUGGGUGUACAGUGUAGUGCAGAAUACUUUUGUCACAGAACAUACAUUUCGAGUAGAAGAAUACAUUUUUUUUGCAUAUUCAAGUAUUUAAAAUGUAUGUAUUAUAACUGGAGUCUUCUUCAUCUUUUUAUUAUGUUCCAUAUUUUUAUUGUUAAAAGCCUUUCAUUGCUAUUUAUUGGAUCGUUGGAUCCGUAUAUUCUGGCUGCUCCUUUAAAGGUAUUUUUUUUCUAUAUUCUUGUUUAAAUCUUGAACUGAAGACGUAAAUGGUGCUAUAAAAUACUUGUAUCAUUGAUGUGUGGAAUGAAUGCUGUUACCAUGGUAACCUUAGUUGAAAAAAAAAACAUGAUUGCGUUCAUGCAGUACCACGCAACACAGUGCAAUAGUUGUAAUAUCAAUGAGAGCAGGUAAUUAACCGCAGAGGUUACAAUCAUGAGCAUUUAAUUUAAAUCCAGGGUUGUUGAAGGUUUAAGACCUAAACUCUGUUAUAAUUUUGAAAUGUUUUAAGAUGAAUCAUGAGAGCCAUGAAAAUGGUUUCAUUCUCAGAAAUUUGUUUUUUUUUAUAACGGUUCUAAAUUCUGAUUACUUGCCAGAGCAGAAUACAGUGUUCCAGGGUUUGAUAUCUUUUUUAAACAUAAUGUGUGUGGCUAUUUGGAGAAAAAAAAUGUGAUUUUGUCUGUAACGCAGAAACCUUUUAGAUCAUUGUGGCUCUUUUACUAUUUAAAAGCAAUACUAAGGCAGAGAAAUUAAUAUUUUAUCAUUAAUACCUCGGUCACAUUUGCUCUAUGGCGGCCGUACGGCGAGUCAAAACCGACCGUUUUAUUCAUUUUUAUUGAAACCACCUAUAUUUAGCUGGUACAAAAACUGUUGAAACAGCUGUUUCCGACUUGCCGUACGGCCGAUGUAGAGCAAAUGUGACCGAGGUAUUAGCGCUAAUGAAAUUUUAUUGGAAGUAGUUGUAACUAAAUGAAACUACAUAUACCUAUAGGUACAUGUCACAUGGGGUUCCACAGGGGUAUCUUUUACACCCAUUCUUAUUCAUCAUCAGGAGUACAUUAUACAUAUAUCUUCACACCAAAUAUAGUAGCUCCAUGAUAUUAACCUAUCCUGUGAUGUGACCACCACCCCUUGUUUACACAGUAUUAAUACCGAUCUUCAAAUUGGCAAUUUACUUCUGCCCCAUGUCAUAAACGUUUCUUGUGAGUAUACGUAGUACAUGUCACCAAUAUAUAUUGUUUGUGCUGCUCCGUGUCGAUAAGACACUAUCAGGGCCUUGCAUGUUUCAGAUAUCUGAUAAUCAUUUCUUCUUUUCUUCUGUUUCAAAAUUAUCAUUUGGGUAAUAUUUAUCAAUACAUGUAUUGUAUAUUGCGUCUUUGGAAAAUGAAUAUUGUUUUUCUUUGUGUUGGAAGGAUGUCCCUAAUAUUCCAUCUUGGGGGGAAAUAUGCCGCUAUUUGUUUACGUGUUACAUGUUUUUAAGUUAUUGAUAUGUGUUUUAUAUAUAUAAAUGUAUAAAUAUUAUCAUCAUCACAGGAAUGAUCACUACGAUUGAGUCAUCAAAUUUGUCUGCAUUUGUCGUCGUUGAAAUAAAUUAAAACUGUUUGAAAUUUUGUGGAUAUAUAA